Molecule: messenger RNA, 1826 nt
Organism: Glycine soja
Lineage: Eukaryota; Viridiplantae; Streptophyta; Magnoliopsida; Fabales; Fabaceae
Product: protein BIG GRAIN 1-like B
Exons: 1
Coding region: 401-1693 (430 amino acids)
Biological process (GO): auxin-activated signaling pathway
Source: RefSeq, a predicted model, not a curated record
AAAGAAACCACUCUCCAAAACUCUCUGUCUCGGACAUCCUUUGUUCUCUCUUCUCCUCUGAGGCGUGGAAUUUGGCUUUCAUUACUGUCUCUCUCUAAAGCAUCAAGCACUCAUCAAUACUCAUGUCUCCUUUCUUUCUUCCUCUUUCCUCUUAUGUCCUCCCACAGUGAUUUCCAAACACACCACUCCUACAUACAGUCUUUUGUUUUUUGGAAAUAUAGCCAUGGUCUUGUCCUUUCUCACAAUCAUUUCUUUCUCCUCAUAAUUCUCCUUACUGGAGCUUUUCACACUUCCACUAUUUGAAGCAGACAACAAAGGCCAAGUAAUUGAUACCAUCCAAAAUCCCCUGUUUCACCCCCUCUCUGUUUUUUCUCCUCUGUUCUCUAUAAAGAAAAACAGAAUGGACAAGUGGGACAAUAAACCCUCAAGAAAACAGCACCACAGAGAAAACCCUUCAUUCUCUUCCACUCUUCUUGACGUUAUCUACCGUUCCAUCGACGAAGAUCCAACGGAGGAGAAGGAAGAAGCCCAACUCAUCUUCUACAGAGAAACCAUGAGGAAGCAGAAACAGGGCAAUUGUUUCAGAGAAGAAAAACCCGAAGCUGAGAAGCACAACUCUCGCAGGGCCAGGAAGGUGGAGAAUUGGAUGGAGAAGAGAGCCAGCGAGAAGGUUCUCAUGGGGAGAAACUCACUGACGGAAUUUGAAAGAAGAACGCGAAGCAAUUCAAUUUCAAACACACUCUCCAUGUAUUCAAGCUCAACCUCCUCUGAGUCUAGCUCUGUUGGAGGGUUCUCUUCUUCAGAGUCAGAGUCCUUCUAUUAUGGAGUGCAAAGGCCAAAGCCAAUUAAAACCAGUGUUUCUGAUAAAACCAAAACCAAAACCAACUUCGAUGCUUCACUCCACAGUCACAACUUCAGGAGCCACUCUUCCCAAAGCCAAAAGCCAAAGCAUGAGAACGGUUUUGGCAAAACCAAGUCCAAAGCCUUGAAAAUCCUCUAUGGUGAGUUGAAGAAAGCAAAGCAACCAAUUUCACCUGGUGCAAAACUUGCUAGCUUCCUCAACUCUCUCUUCACUUCAACUGGAAAUGCCAAGAAAGCAAAGGUUUCAACAACAACAACAUCUACUUAUCGUCCCGUCCUGAUCCCGAUUGCGACAGAUCGUGUUGCUGAUACUAAAUCAGUAUCAGCAGCACAACAACAACCUGGUUCCACUUGUUCAUCAGCAUCUUCUUUUUCAAGGUCUUGUUUGAGCAAAACCCCUUCUUCAAGAUCAGGUGCAAAAAGGUCUGUGAGGUUUUGUCCUGUGAGUGUGAUAGUGGAUGAAGAUUGCAGGCCUUGUGGUCACAAGAAUCUUCAUGAAGGUGAAGAGAGUUUGGUGGAUUCCCGUGGAAAGAACAGAAGUGAGGAACUUAGGCUGCAUGUCAUGCAGGAGAGUCGCAGGGUGGAGGAGUUAGCAAGAGACUUGUUGAAGAAUUAUCAGAAAAAGAGUGAAGUGGAGUUUGAUGAUGUCAUGCAUUAUGAAGAUGAAGAAGAAGAAGAUGAUGAUGAUGUGGCUAGUUGUGCAAGUUCUGAUCUUUUUGAGUUGGAUAAUCUAUCAGCUAUUGGGAUUGAGAGGUAUAGGGAAGAGUUGCCUGUGUACGAAACUACCCAUUUCAAUACCAAUAGAGCCAUUGCCAAUGGUUUCAUUCUGUAAUUUUGAGGGGGGCAAAAGCGGGGUUACUUUUUAAUUAGAAUUAAAUGGUGUCGGGGUUUACAUCAGAUAAUAAGAUUUCUCCUUUUUUUUUUUUUGGUUUUAUUGGGACCUUAAUCUAAUUCUAUUUUCUUAA